UGUGUUUAAUUGCAAUAUUUCUGUAAAGGCUACAGACAGAGACAUUUGUUCCAUCCUAUAAAAUAGCUAUAGGCUCUUUUGAUGGCAGGUUUCCUUUGUGACAUAUUGCCCCAUUUUAGCGUUUUUAAUAGACUUCAAGGUUUGCGUCUUCACCUGAAUGAACUUUCACCCCACCCUGCGAAAUACUGGCGGGAGCAAAACGUGUGACAACUAGCCCCGGCCUCCCGCUUCACGUUAACCGUUGUUGCCACAAGUUGGCGCACUGGCCCUGGAGCCUUUUUGAGCCUUUUUUUGAUGAGUUUUUUCUUCAUUUAAAGUUGCUUGUUAACAUUUGGGAUCUAAAUGUAUUCUUAGUGACAGACUAACGAUGAAUUGCAUUCAAUUCCAAAAUAGAUGCAAUGGCCGAGUAUGUUUCGUUAACUUUAUUAAAGCAAUCGAAUACGGCAGAAAAGCCAUAUUUUUUCCCCCCUGUUACUUAAUUAGAUGAACUCUGAACUCCCCAAAGGCGCGUAUGUCCACAUGAACCCCUGAUGAAUUCUGUCAUGACAUUAGAGAGUUAAACAAAGACGAGAGGAGAGAGAGAGAGAGAGAGAGAGAGAGAGAGAGAGAGAGAGAGAGAGAGACUGUUGCACACUUGCGCACUGCGCGUAAAGGACACACACGUACCCAAACCUUCGCCGCGGCUCGUUUCGCUCCUAGCAAGGGAAGAAAGUUUUGUUUCGUCAAUGAAGUGGACUUUCAUACGCGUACUUCCCUCCGUUUCAACACCUACGGCUCGGUGUCCGGUAGAAUAUGUGUAAGAAGCGGCGGGCGUUCCUCUGGAAGUCUGUUUUCUGCAGAUAAACAGCUUUAGUGAUCUGUAAGAUGGAGCUGAGUGACACGGGGAAUUAUAAAAGAGGAGCGUAUUUAUGUAAAGACCCCCCCACCGGACCGCGCGUGCCAUCUCGUGUGCCAUGAACAGAAGAUCAACUGCGCUUUGGAGUUCAAACUGGACUUUAUCUGAAGCACUUGUGCACCUACGGGGAAGAGCGCGAACGCACUCGAUUUAGUCUGUUUACUUGCGUUCAAGGUGGAGCGCGCGCCCGCUUUCCGUCCAGCAGUCGAUUUUAAGAGCGCGGAUCUACUAUUAUGACAGGUUUCGGCUCACGGAGCUUCUUCUGUCCAGAUGGAUCUAGCGCGGGUCCCUCCGUAAAGCGGCUCUCGAGGUGGCUCUGAUGCACGAAGGAUCCUCCAAACUCUCGCAAUGGCUCGAUCAAACACGGAAUAUGGUCACAUCUCCCGGCCCGAGCCCAUCUGAUCUCGUUCGUCACUGAUCUGUGAGGUUUCGCGCGAUCAUGGUCUCCUCCGGCUGCGCUCUGAUGGUUCUGAUGGUCACUCAGGUGUUCUUUGGAGGCUCCAGAGGACUCGUUCCCCAGAUCGGCCGCUCCUCUCUGUCUCAGGACGUCCUGCACGCGUUUGAACUUCGACUCCUGAGCAUGUUUGGACUCAAACACAGACCGAGUCCCAGCAGGUCUGCGGUGGUUCCGCAAUACAUGAUGGACUUGUACUCGAUGCACUCGGUGAACGCGGAGCAGAACGGCAACAGACCCAAGGGCUCUUUGGGGAAAGGCUCGGAAAGAUCUGCCAGCCGCGCGAAUACGAUCAGGAGCUUCCACCAUGAUGAAUCCACGGAGGACCUGUCCAGUUCGAGCGGAAAGACGACUCAGCGUUUCCUCUUCAACCUGACCUCCAUCCCGGGCGAGGAGCUGGUGACGUCCGCGGAGCUGCGGGUUUUCCGAGAGCAGGUGGUGAGCAACGGCAGCGAGGGAUUUCACCGCAUUAACAUUCACGAGAUCCUCAAGCCUUCCGCUUCCUUCCAAGAGCCCAUCACCAGACUCCUGGACACCAGGCUGGUCCAGCACAGCUUGAGCAAGUGGGAGAGUUUCGACGUGAGCCCCGCCGUCACGAGGUGGACCGCGGAUGGGCGUCCCAACCACGGCUUCGUGGUGGAAGUAGUUCACCCGGACCGCGCCGAACAGGACUCCGAAAGACACGUCCGCGUCAGCAGGUCCCUGCACGGCAGAGACGACACGUGGCCACAAAUGAGGCCGCUGCUGGUGACCUACAGCCACGACGGGAAGGGAAACGUGCUGCACUCUCGCGAGAAGAGGCAAGUGCGGACAAACAAGCAGCGGAAGAAGCAAAAAGCCAACUGCAGGAGACAUUCCCUGUACGUGGACUUCAGCGACGUGGGGUGGAACGACUGGAUAGUCGCCCCGCCGGGCUACCAUGCCUUUUACUGCCAGGGCGAGUGUCCGUUUCCGCUGGCGGACCACCUGAACUCCACCAACCACGCUAUUGUACAGACACUGGUGAACUCGGUGAACAGCAACAUUCCCCGGGCCUGCUGCGUUCCCACGGACCUGAGCCCGGUUUCGCUGCUCUAUCUGGACGAAUACGAGCGGGUGAUCUUAAAAAACUACCAGGACAUGGUGGUGGAGGGCUGCGGAUGCCGCUGAACCCCCCCGGGACGUCUACAGACACUUUAUUUUUCCCAAUACUAAACUUUAUUUAUAAUAAAGUAAAACACAUAUUUUGGAGAAGUAUAUAAAGAUAUAUUUAUGUUCACUAUUGGGAAAAUAAAUAUUUUAAUCAGAGUUAAACGAA
Puntigrus tetrazona (Sumatra barb) is the source of this 2646-nucleotide messenger RNA. RefSeq names its product bone morphogenetic protein 2a (gene bmp2a). Gene Ontology annotation, cellular component: extracellular region. The coding region runs from base 1335 to 2498 and encodes 387 amino acids. Lineage: Eukaryota; Metazoa; Chordata; Actinopteri; Cypriniformes; Cyprinidae. Gene Ontology annotation, molecular function: growth factor activity; cytokine activity; BMP receptor binding. The record is from RefSeq and is a predicted model, not a curated record. The transcript is spliced from 2 exons. Gene Ontology annotation, biological process: BMP signaling pathway; SMAD protein signal transduction; negative regulation of transcription by RNA polymerase II.